AUGACAACCACCUCGUCCUUAACAUUUUCCGCGAUGGAAGUUCCUACGAUGGAUGAUACAAUGGAGAUGGCAUCUCCUUACCAGGGGCAUGCAGAUGAUUUUGAUAUCGAUAUCGAUGUAAUGGAGGACCAGGCUUCGAAUGCAGACAGGGAUAUGACGGCCGCGGAUGACUACAUGGAUAACACUCAUGGCGAAAAUCAUGGUCAGGAUGGAUUCCCUGAUGAAGAUAUGAUUGACGAGGUAGCCGAGCCCUCCAUGAUAGACGCCGACGAGUACCCUGAUACAAACCAGAACAUUGAUAUGCAAUUCGAGGAAGGGAAGCCGGAAGACGAAAGUAAAAUAUACGAAGCAGAAAUGUUAGAAGAUGAAUAUGUCGAGGAUAUUGAUGCACCCGUUCUGGAGCACCCGGGCGAAGCUCCUGAAACCCUGGAACCGGAGCACGCAAAGAGUGAAGGUGCCCCAAGAGCCUAUCAAAGCGACAAGGAUCUUCCAGAGAAUGGCUCUGAGAAUCACGCUGAGCCCCAUACCGGGGCGACAGCAAAAGAUUUAGAGGAGUCUCAAUCCGAUUCACGGCCAGACUCUCGCCAAGUUGCGGACCGCCUGGAUGGCGAGCAACCGGCAGAAGAGCCGGAAACAGUUCACGUGGAACCCCAGGAUUCGGAAGAGUUGGCCAAUAAUACUAAUAGAGCAGAACAAACACAACAAGCGGAGCAAGCAGAACCGCAGCCGCUACAUAACAGCAAUGAUCAAGACAACGCCGAGGACCUGCAAAACGGGACCGAUGAGGGAGAACCAGGCCAAACUCAGUCAACCAAUGAUGAAUGCAGAGAAUCAGAAGUCCAGUCACGAGAACAACUACAAGUUUCUGAGACCAAUGACCAGGAAACUGAACAAGACCACGAAUCGACCGACACCUCGCUCCAUCCGGUUAAAGUAUACUAUCAGGACAAUGAGAUCUCGCUGUUUCCCCCAAGGGAAGGUGAUGCUUCGGAAACAUUUUUUCUAGAAGACGAGAGUCUUGCAUACGAAUCUUUUGGUAAACUGUUUGGUGCAUGUCGUGAAGUUCUUAAAAACCACAUUACCGAGAAUGAGGUGUUAGUGAUCGACAUCGAAAUUCUUAACUUUCAGGUGACUGAGGUGAGCCAACCAAUGCUUAUGUUUUAUGUACAACCUGCUGACGAGGGAUAUCAGGAUUCACUGGAGACACAUAACUUCACAUUGAAACAAAUCAUAGAUGUGUACUUGCAACUUUGUCACAAUGAUGGCAUAGUAGAAGCGGAGGCCCUGUAUCUCAAUCUUAGUACGAAACUGACCCUUGCUGCGGAACUAUCAGAACUUUUGAUAGCUGCAAGUGAAGGAAAGGGAUUGUCCGAGAUCCAGUCUUGGGAGAUCUACCCAGACGCAGAAGGGGCUGCAGAAACCGAAGAGACAGUCCAGGAGUCUUAUUCCGAAGAGCAACCUGGCUCCUUGGAGAAGGGAACCAUGGAGAAUAAAAGCAACCACGGAAGCUCCCAGGAGCCCGGUUCGGAUGUCACCUCUCAUGAAGAGGAUGCUUCAAACUCCCCGCAAGGCAACCUGGAAACUGAAGAAAAUCGCAGCGUCGGAAAUGCUGAUGAUGGGAAAGUUACAUUUAAUGCUUCCGAUUUGGAAGAUGGAAAUAAUGCAUCCCCCCAAGCUGCAUCUCAUAACUUAGAGGAACAGAACACAGAUUCUACCGGGACUCUUGAGCCGCUACCCAUAAACGAUCCAUCCGAGGAGCGAUUACAACCCGGAGAAGUCGAUGAACAAUCCCACGGCGAUGAGAACGAUGGCGAGGAUUAUCACGAAGAUGAUGAAGAUGACGAGGAGGCGCACCCUGAAGAGGGGUUUUGGGCCCAAGCCACUGCGUCCGCUGGUGAUCCGGAGGAGCCCGAGGUUGAUGACACCGGGGACCUUGAGGAACAUCCGGCAGAAUAUAAUGACUUGGAAUCAUAUCACCAGCAGCCGCCCUUAGAGGAGGAUGUCAAGACUGAUGUUGCUGAUGCUGCUGAUGCUGCUAGUGAGGAUGACCUCGCUCUGAAACCUCUACCCGAGGAUAGUUCCAACACGACAGAACCGCCCUUGGAUGGCAACUCGCCGGAGAAGUCCGACCAUCAGCACGAGGUAGAUGACUCACCAGGUGUGGCAGACCAUGCAAACAGUCCUGACAGCGGUUCGAAGCCCGUGGACCUCGUCGGAGUCGGCGAGGUAGAUGAGCCGGGUCACCUCGACCAAACCCCUGAAAAUACUGUUUCUUUGCCCGCCAAUGACGACGAGGGAGCCGACCUGCCAUUCGAAGACGAAGAGGAUUACUUGGACCUAGGAAGUGCAAACGAUGCGAAUUCUCUCUAUGAAGACCAGGAAGACGCAUCCAUCAGUCACGUUUCUGGCAAGCGCUUCCGUGAGCCUGAUGACGAAAUUGACUUUCCUCAAAGCAGCACUCCAGAAGUGAAGCGCUCUCGGUCCUCCUAA
Messenger RNA from Aspergillus nidulans FGSC A4, 2490 nucleotides. RefSeq lists its product as uncharacterized. The coding region runs from base 1 to 2490 and encodes 829 amino acids. The transcript has a single exon. The record is from RefSeq and is a predicted model, not a curated record. NCBI's taxonomy places the organism in Eukaryota, Fungi, Ascomycota, Eurotiomycetes, Eurotiales, Aspergillaceae.